GUGUACGGGAGCAUGGCUAUGGACAUGCAGGUGAACUAUGAUAUACACAGUCAACCUAGGUGAUACGUAUAUGCAACCUACUACAUAGAUACACAUGUAUAUAUAUCCUACUAGACAUACGGGUUGAGAUGUGGUUAUAGCACCACUGAUCCGUAAGCAUGAUCCGUUUCACGCACGCACCCAGUCAGCGUGUAGCACUGGCCUACAAUCCGCAGCAGAGUCGCAUUUACUCGUUAUGGCGACUAAAUAGUGGUCCCGAACUGUUAUGCACCCGAACCCGCACACCUAAGGUUAGGACCCUUUCCAAUAUGGCGGUACAUAUACCUGUACAGGUGCGUAUGUGUAAGCUGAAAGGUGUAUCGAAGUGCUUGUGCCAGCUUUCACGAAGAGAUACAUUACUCUCGUGUAACAGCCCAUCGCGCUCCCUGCACACAUCGGCUCACAAAUACACAUACACCCACAGUAGGUAUACCUACUACAGCAAUCCAAACAGGAUACACACGGAUAUGCACACACAACAGUACACGGUUAAUAGACCACGCUCACAACAACGUAGCCAUUCAAGGGCCACAUCGCACUGUAUAGGGCACGCACAGCCCAGCUCCGUUAUGCCUGGAGGGGCGUUUGAGAUGGGACAUCCACGUAGAAGCAGCCUACUGUUGUCGAGAGUGUGUGGAUCACAUAACACCUCCAGGCCAUGCAAUACUGCGAGUGGGGUCUCGGAUGCACAAUUUAGAACAUAUAACUACAACCACAGUAGGGAAAGAUUAGAACGACGGUGUCACGGCAUGUGUAAGCCGCCAAUUAAUAGGGCACUGGCGACUGCCUCCCGUGCAGCUAUCAAGCCAGCGAUGUACAAGAGAGCGGUGAAUCCUCGGAUCUGGAAUGAUCAAGCUAUGAUAACCUUCUCACCAAUCGACGACGAGACGGUACCCCUGCCAACGUCAACGGACGUAAGCGGACUACUAGAGAACACAUUUCGGUACGCCAACCACUGGUCCACACCGCUGCUACAGGCGGAUGUGUAUGCGACGCAUGGCCUCACAAGCAGAGAGUGGAAGGUAGUGUGCCAGAUCGCAAGAUCCAACCACAACGUGUUGUGGACGUACUGGAGUCUGUUGGUCCUGCGCUUAAAGGGUGUGGCAGACGGGCGGCAGUGGACCGACAUGCCCGAUCUCAUCGAGCACUGCAUGUGGGUGUACCACAACACGAGCGAUCCAACAUUCCAGAUCAGACUGCGGGCUCUGUCUGUGCAAUACUUCAUUGACAUCACCCGGUUCAGAGACCACACACUCGACAACGAUCUGAUGAUCCGCCUGCUGCGCUUGUGGCUGCGAGAGCCUAUCACUGAGCAAUGGUUUGUCAAGUCGGUGCGCGGCGGUAUGCUGCAGUACAUGGCCAAGAAAUACCGCUUGGAGUUGGGGCUCAAAGAACUACGACGGCACGACAGUCUGUAUAUCUUCCACAACGAAUACGAAUGUGGCAAGUUCUCGCGAUGGCUGCUACAGCACGCGAGUGAAGGCAGCCAAGGGUGCCAAGAAAUAUGGAGUGCAUACCUGAAAACGUUGGUGCGGAGGGGCCGGCGAGACUCGGCCAUGCAAGCUCUGAUGUACAUGGACCAUCUAAACUUAGAGUUUGAUAGUAAGGUUGUUCGGGAGUUGCUGGACAAUUCCUUUGCACCCUUUGCAGAGGAGCAACGGCUGCGACGCGAGAACCAGGCCACCGCUCUGGCAGACGCCGACAAUGCCAUGGGGCUCUCAUCGUACAGUGCGAUAGCUCUCCUCUCCCAACCAUUAAGGAACGGCCUGCUCGCAGACAACUCGGAUAGCCAAAGCGCCCAUGUGCCUGUGAGUGGCAUUAUGGCACUGUACAAGUGUGUGAAGGCGCUGAAGCUGCCGAUGCCCAAGGAGUGGUACCAUGUGCUGAUUGGCGCGACGCUGGAUCCGGACAGUCCGAACGGAUCGCUCAUGGUGAAGCUGCAGGCUGUCACGGAGAUUAUCGCACGCAUGGAGGCGGGAGACGACGAUGUCCGACCAGACAGCAGCACUCUGGCGGUUGUCGUGCACGGCCUGGAGCCCUCCGGAGCUGUCGACAUGGCGCUGAGCCUGGUCCAUAGCAUGGAGAAAAAGAUACAGGACAGCAACAGGACUAUAGUUCGCACAAAGCCCUUUGAAUCGGUGUACGAGACCAUGCUGAAUAUGCUGGCCCGCUUUCCCUAUGUGCGAGAGGGGGCUGGUGCGUGGGUUUAUAGUCGGUGGUUGGCGCGACGAAGCACUGUGGAUAAUUCUGGCGCUGAUACUCGCCGAGCUCAGAUGCUCUUCCGAGUGAUGAAGUCUGAGCACACACACCACACCGUGCCGAACAACGUAUUGCUAGAGGAGGUGUUCAAAGCGUCCGCGCACGAUUCCGACUUGACUAAGACAGUCACGUUAUGGGCGGCCCAGUGCUGCGCGGAGUCCCCCGCCGCAUACGACGCCGACGCCGAGACGCGGCUGGAGCCGCUGUUACGCUUGCUCAACAAGUGCAGUGUAGACCUCGACGUGGACAUGGCGUGUGCGCUCGCCGAGUGUGCCGUGAUCGAGUACGAGGUCAAGCUGCUUCUAGAUACGCUCAGCCGAAGCCCGGCGGCUAAGAUGCCCGAUCCAGCACAUACUUACCUCUCAGGGGAGCAGCUGGGUACUCUGCACCACUACCGCGUGUGCGCGGCGGCCCUGGCGGUGACGCACCGGCCGCGCAGCGUGGACCGGUGUGUCCCGAACUUUGCGCACUUUCUGUGGACCGAAAUGCAGCCCAAAGCACGGCCAGCCCAGGGCAAGAAGCAGGUGCAGUCUGUGGGUUUAGUUGAACCGCCUGGUGGUGGCAACAAGCUGCGCAGCAACGUUGUACUGGAUCGAGGGGCGUUGGAGAAAGGGACGGCGUCGCUGAUUAGCGCGUGCCUGUCGUUCCCCAUGUUGGGCAACUCGAGUGUCAGCGAUGGGGUGGCGGAUGACGACUACACCGCGUGGGCCCGCGACGCGCUGGAGCGCAAUGUGAAUCUGGAUGACAUCCGCAGGCAUGUGGGGACCAGAGCGGCCAAGGCGGUUAAGGGCGACAAUGCGACGAAGUCGAUGAAGUCGACCAAGCAGCGCACCAAGUUCGGACUGGACCGACUGCCAUUCAUGCUUCGCCAGGCGCGCAAUGAGCACGGGGUGUCACUGCUGCCCGAUGCGGUCGAUGCACUGUGGGACGAUGGUAUCAAGUACCUGGCCCUGGAGUUGUUCAAGGCGCAUCUCUCCGAGCACAUUAGUGGCGCUGAACAGACUGCCGAGGAGAGACUAGCCAGUCGAGGCCCAAAUACCUACAUGCCGCCACCCUCGUCCGUGUUGAACGUUGUGUUACGGAUGUGUGUGGAGAUGGACCGCUUGGAUGUAGCUCUGGAAGCUGUGGAGAGCGUACGCGUCUGCCAAUGGGGCACUGCGGAACAUUCGAUGCGAAGACCGUCUUACCUGGAGGCUCUGCGUUCAGGAUUGGGAGGUAUGGAGCAGAAGUUUGGGCGCUCCAGUGAAUACGCUCGUAUCAUGCGGGUGUAUCAGAAUCUGGGUGGCAGUGGGCCUCUGAUUUCUCCGGAUGAGGUAGAACGCGUUCACAUCGAGGAACUCAGUGCGGCUGUCGCAGAGUCCACUCUGUACGUCGAGGACAAGGCCGCAAUAGAACGGGUCCAUGCACGUAGAUAUCUGGUACACAAGGCUUUCGAGCUACCCGAGACCAUGCAGAGCAACCUAGAGCUAGAGGCAAGCUUAACGCCCGAUGGCUACUGGACAAAGAUACCCACAGAGAAAGAUAUUGCCCAGGCGGUAGCGGAUAUGAAUCAGGAAAUGAUGGACACACUAUCGCAAUCGAAUCUGAAGUCACGCGCCGGUACUGCCAUCUCACCCACUCACGUGCGCAGUGGUGAAGAGAGCCUUCAGGGGUACCACCCCGAGCAGGACAGCUCUAGGGAUCAGUCUGAAGGGAAGUUCCUGGAAGAGCUAUUCGACUCACCGUAUGUGUCGGCCAUGCCAGCUGCUUCUUCGGUGCCGUCGGUUGUGGAUGACCUCAUCAUUGGGCUGGAGAGUGUGCGGACUGGCGGGUCAGAUGAUGUUCAGUCUGGUAUCAGUCGCGACGAUGAAAGACAGGGCCAUAUAGCGACCUUGAGCACAGGUGAUAUGACAGACCGUUAUAGUAAGGACCCAUUCAAUUGGUCGGAGAACGAUGAUUGGCUGACCUUUGAUAUUAAAGGGAAAAGUAAAGGGGGGGAAGCUGCAGACGCCAAUGCUUUCAACAUAGACGGAGACCGGAAGGCUUUAAGUGUCGAGAAAGCCGAGCAAGUGGCUGAACUUACCGGUCUGGAGAUGUUCAACGUCCUCAGGAAAUUCCAGGGCAAGGAGGCGCAGAAGAAGGGUUAAGGUCAAUAGUAUUUGGAUAUCUGUGAAAACGUAGUGAAGCUGGACUAAAUUGUACCGCAUCGACCCGAUUCUCAGAUGAGUGUGAGUAUGUGGAUUUGAGCUUAGCGAGACACACAAGUUUGAAGGAUCAAGGACAAGGAGUCGCAAGAGAAUAGCCUGAUCGUUCGUAUUUCUAUGUGUAGUUGAAUAUGAUGUCGUGCACUCAUAGCUCGGACUCGGCACAACAGAGCGCACUGAGUCGAUCGGAUUUUCUUGCGAGAACGGGAGAUGCUCGUUGUUGUAUUGAUGGUGAAGAGCAACCUAAUUUGUGGCAAACAAUAGUUUCUUUUCACAAUUUUUUGAGCUGCCCGUUACAAGAACAUGCACGAUCCAACAUGUGGUCACCGGCAAGCCGUGCUGAUGGGCCGUAUAGUAUUGCUGUGAAUAAGAUCACUUAAAUUUCAAUAGAGCUCUUCAGGUACAACGUCGUUCCCUUGAAUCAAAGCCAUGUGAAAUUUGCGUGUAUCGGUCGGAUUGAUGCUUUUCCCCGACCACAAAGAAGUGUUCAACAGGGUCGUCGACUCCUUUGGUAUAGGGUGCCAGCUGCGGCGGCAAGAUGCAAUCAAAGUUGGUGAGAACAGUUUCAAAUUUGAAUACUCGUCUAAGGCCGUAGUGUUCCAAGCACAGAAUUAACUGACGAAAAUGGUGUACGUACUAGAUAGGGAUGCGGUCUUGUCGUUUCGGAUAAAUCCAAAGGUGCUCUGCAAAUUGUACCCAAUUUUUUCUAGUAAAGUUGGGCUCGACCACUAACUAUACUCGCAUCUCUAGCGCAUGAGUAUUGGUAGUUAGACCAAAUUAUUCUGUUGGGUAAAGUACAGGAGAUCUUUAUGACUAUUGAUUUUGCGGGAGUGCAAUAGACGGCGAACAUGAGUGUCGCAAGCAGCUCAUUUGUUGUUUGGCAACUAUAAUUUCAUUUAUGAUGACUUCCACCCGGUUUCGGCUCAUCAUUCAUCCCCGCUUGUGUCUGACGCUAGUAGAUACCCUGAGGAGAUGAUGGCCCUCUAUAUUAGCCCAAAUAAUAAAUGUCAUCUCGCCGAUACUAGAAAAUGGUGAU
This is a messenger RNA of Sphaeroforma arctica JP610, 5517 nucleotides long. RefSeq lists its product as hypothetical. Lineage: Eukaryota; Ichthyosporea; Ichthyophonida. The transcript is spliced from 10 exons. Bases 159 to 4424 code for a protein of 1421 amino acids. Gene Ontology annotation, molecular function: protein binding. The record is from RefSeq and is a predicted model, not a curated record.